Messenger RNA from Plasmodium gonderi, 1191 nucleotides. RefSeq lists its product as hypothetical. NCBI's taxonomy places the organism in Eukaryota, Apicomplexa, Aconoidasida, Haemosporida, Plasmodiidae. The record is from RefSeq and is a predicted model, not a curated record. Gene Ontology annotation, molecular function: pseudouridine synthase activity; RNA binding. Bases 1 to 1191 code for a protein of 396 amino acids. The transcript is spliced from 3 exons. Gene Ontology annotation, biological process: pseudouridine synthesis.
AUGAUUAACGGUCUAUUUGGAAAAAAUUUCCUCAGAAGGAGAUUUUCCCAAGCCUCCAAGUCAACUCUGGACAUAAAAAAAUCGGUGCUUUACCAAGAUGAUGAUUACAUCGUUAUUGACAAGGGAUAUGGCUUAUCGACAUUUGGACAAGGUUCUAAUAAAGAAAGCAUAAUAAAAAAGUUGCAUUUCUUAAACCUACAUGAUCAUGAGAAUGCGAACAUUGUUUACAAAUUACACAACCACGUAGGGGGAUGUUUACUGAUAUGUACAAAUAAAUUUGUGAAAAAUCACUCGUAUGAAAAUACCUUUUUAGCAUUAGUAUAUGGGAGAGUUGAAAAGGAACAUAAUGCAGAAAUAAAGUUACGUUUAAAAUAUUUACCCAAUUCUAGAAUUAUGAUUCCGUCAAAUAAUUAUGAACACAUGAGAGAUCUUAAGAUGAUUAAAUAUGAUGUUAUUAGCAAUUCAAUUAUGUAUGAGAAGCAUUAUUAUAGCUUGUUGAAGAUUUUUACAAAUGCUAACAACUCCAAGUAUAUAAAACCCUUGUUAUUUUACUCCUUGUAUACAUGUAUAGUUGGAGAUAAUGAAUAUGUGGGUGUCUGGAAGAAUCUGAAAAAAAAUGGUUUCUUUGUUUUUCGAGACAUAAAAGGACAGGUGUACAAAGCCAGGCAAUUUUUGCUAAAGAGGAUAACGCAGAUUAGUAAAAAUAAUGAAUUGAUGCUACAUUUGCAUUGUUUGAAUGUCACCUUUCAAUCUACUUGUAACCAAGUUAUAUCCAUAUCAGCUCCACUUCCUCAACAUAUGCGAAACACAUUAAGCUUCUUAGGUUCCCCAUCAUUAAUUCAAAACAUCGAAGCAAAUGUUAGGGAUCAAAAUGAAUCGUCCUUUUUGAUAAAUAAGAAAGCAAACUUUUUUUCACAUAUGGAAGAAAGCAACAUUCUAGAUGAUGCUACUUUUGCACAAAAUGGGAAGAAUAUAGACACAGAUGAAAACUCUAAAUUAUAUGAUAUGAUGCAGGAUGAAGGAAGAAUGGAAUGCGAAAAUGAAGAGCUCUUAAAUGUGAUAUAUAAUAAACAAAAUGCCAAUAAAAAGGGGGAGAAGAACAAAUCUCAAUCCAGAAGAGGAAAACUAGCAAAGCAAGUAAGCAAGUUGACUUGUUCCGACGCUCCUAUUUUCUUAGCGGACGUUGAAUGA